AUGCGUGUUUCCACGGAGAAACGGCAUAUUUCUACGGAGAAAAGGCUUUCCGUGACAGAACAACGGCAAUAUUCCACGGAGAAGUUUGAUUUCCAUGGAAUAACAACACAUUUGUACGGAGAAGGUGCAAGUUUCUACGGAGAAGGGUUGGCCCGAAUGGGCCACCGUACGAUUGGGCUGUCAAUUUCCCAUGCGUGAUACAAAAUGACUGAAAAACGGCAAAUUUCGCAAGGCUAUAUUCGCAUUUUACAACAUUCCGGAACGAAACUUUGGAAUAUUACUAAUUUUGUGAUGCUCUUUCAAGCUGUGAUGAAAUUUUUGUCUAGAUCAAAAUUUAGUGUAUAAUGCAAAUGGUCCAUUGUCUGGCAUGAUUUUGCGAAAAUCUGUGUAAAAAUGGAAGAAAUUCUUAAAGGAAAUUUGAAGGAAAUUUCAAUAUUUUUGAAGGAAAUUUUAGUCCAAAUCGGGAAAAAAUAAGGAUUUUUCAAAUUUUGAAAGUUGAAGCACUGCUCUGAGCCUGUCCUCAACGGGCAAGAGACGUAUCUAAGGCUUCUAAUCUGUGGCUGUGGUUAUGUUUCGACGAAAUACAUACAUGCUUAUUUGCUCACAAAACGUUUUGUAAACACUUUAAUAUUUUAACCAGAAUUUAUAGUUAGUCCAUACGUACAAAAGAGAAAGUAGCCGUCGCAAAUGGAAGAGUUGCAGUCAGAUGCGACGGGCGACGGCUUAUUUUGAAACCACUGCAGGAAGUUCAAGGUUGAACACCAAAGUUCUUUUUUUCAGGUAGUUGUAUCUCAGCUCUUACAAUGCAGCUGAAGAUUGACUACUCUCACCCGAGCAAUAUGAUUCGGAAUGAGUAGUGUCCAGUCUUUUUAUAAUUCAUGAUAACACAAUGGUGGCCAGUUUCAAUACAGAUCAGCACACAUAGAGUUGUGGUAUUAGGGCAGUGAAAGUGUGUGGAGGGUGGGUACUGGGGGGGGGAUAGUCAAGUGCCAAAAGUAGGAGACACCCAGUGAUCUCCAUAUAACUGCAGCAAAAACUUCAGUCAUUUGGCCAAGAUGCCGGCCAUUGUUGUGCAAUAGCUCUGAAGGUCAUGAACAGCUUUUAUACUAUUUUCCCAGCUAAUUCCAGUUUUUUUCUAACUGACCAUAAUCAAGUUACAGUAUCAGUUCAUAAAACCAUCCAUAGUCUGUGUUGAAAUUUGAAACUAUGAAAUUUCGGCACACUCCUUGCCAAGGUUUCAGAAAUUGAAGGAGCUAUUGGAUGUCAGAUACCAAUUGUUUUGGUCUGCACGGUUAACACAAAGCUGGCUUCAUUUUUUGGACAGAUUGUCACAAUGGUAUUUUAGAUUUUGGGACUUGGGUGGGAGCUCUCCCCAAAUUUCAGGGGUUUUUAUUUGGCGGGGGGGGGGGGAAUUCCCCCCUCCUAAUAACUCCUAUAGUCACAAACCCAGACGUCAUUUCCUACGCUCUGGGUUCACCAACUGCACAUCCAAGUGAUAACCCAUUUUUAUACUCAAGGUUACAGUAUAUGCCUUACCACUUACCAGUUUAACAUUAAUAAUGAUAUUCAUAUUCCAUUUUUGGGGGAAAUGCUCCCCCCCCCCAGAAUUUAGUUAUUUUCAGAUUGGGGGGGGGAUUUUGGAUUUUUUUUUUGGGGGGGGGGAAUUCCCUCCUGCCAUUAAUUCCCUCCUGCAGUGGCAGGAGGGAAUGAAAUCUAGAGUCAUUGAAAACAGAGUCAUUGAAAUCUAAUUUCCAGUGUUUGGGGGAUAGGUUUAUAUACAGAAUUCUGAAGGUUAUAAAGUGAAUGAAACACACGAAUUUUCAUGACUGUGUUACUUAUAAAUGUGUAUCCAGUCUUGACGUUGGAAUCAGCAUAUUUGAUGUUAAAGCCAUUGAGUGGCAGCACUCUCCCCUUGAUGCAUAAAGUCGUCUGGGUGCAUCCGGGUAACCUACAAAAGACCGAAACACCUAACUAAAGAUGAUAUGGGUCUUCAUCUUCCAUUUUGUAUUAUGAAAACAAAGACCCAUAUAAAAAUAAUUUUCAUUCUUUUCACAAUUUGUGAAAAUUAAGCGUAAAUGUAUGUGAAAGGAUGCAACAAGACCAUGCCAAUUUGACUGUAUGAAGGCAUGAAUUGCUUGCUUCAUGAGCAAUAUUAUAAUAUUAUUUGUAAAGCUGAAGAAGUUAGAGAACAAACAACACUGCUGAUUGGAAAAAGGUUGUGUCCCGCAUGUGAACCUAAUUGAAAUUUUCACUAAUUCAUUGAAUUCUUAGUAUAUUGUUAGCUAGAUAUAGUUUGCUGCCACAAAUGCAAUAUGUGCAUGUAUAUUGUAAUGACCAAUUUACAUAUUGUUUUGGCAGAAUGGUGAAAAGUGGAAAUCACUUAUUCAAAUAAUGGGCAAACUUUACUUUGCAAACUCAAACAACUGAGGUCAAAUUAGCUUUAUGUGGCAACCAAAUGACCACCGUUUUUUUCAGACUGUUUUGUUUCCUUUUGCAAAACUGAAUUUUCCUUAACAUUUAAUAAAGAUUUGCUAAUCAAUUUUUCCUGUAUAAUUUGAAUAAUAAUAAUAAUAAUAAGACUUUAUUAAAGUGUCUAAUAUACAUUGUUUAGCAAUAGUAGCUAAUUGGGGACACUAUUUAUCUAUAAUAUCAAUACUAUAAUUAACAAAUAUAAAACAUUUUCCGUGUUGAUAUACAGUUAUAUCAACACGAGUGGAAAUUGGGAAAACGAGAAAUUGUGUGGAAACAUGACGCCCGAAGGGCGGAGUGUUUCCACACAAUUUCGAGUUUUCCCAAUUUCCGCGAGUGUUGAUAUAACUAUAUAUCAAUACGGAAAAAAUGUUUUAUAUUUGUUUUAUAAUAUAGCACGAAGAAAUAUAAAGAAAGAAAUUUUCCGACGUUUCCGUGUUGAUAUUGAGUUAUAUCAACACGGCUCUUAGCCAAUCAGCGUUCAGAAUUUACAAAUGCUAUAUUAUAAUCUACUAUAUAAAUAUAUACUGUAUGUAAAAAUAAUAAGUGCUAAGUGCUGCAUAAAAUGCAGAAGUUACAGUUAUUGUCCAGCAUACUUUCAAUGUCUAAUAUCACUAUGCAACUUUGACCAUAGUACUGGGCCGAAGUAACGUAGCGAAUGCUUACCCUAAGGAACGAUACAGUGGAACAAUACAACAUACAGUACCAAAUAGGAAGCUUUUAAGCUUUUUUUUUUCUUAAAAGAAUAUGCUUAAUCUAGUACACCGACGGUAGAAUAUUAACACAGAAGAUUUUAAAAGUGUGUCAGUUUAUAGUGAUUGUCAAGUGAUAGGGCAAUAUGUGUUGUUAAGGUCUAUGCUUCCCUUAAAUUUUGUCAAAAUUUGUACGGGUUUUGGACUUUUUGGAAAGUUUUGGAAAUUGAUUGAGGUAUUUUCCAAAAUCUAUUGUCACUGUUUAGGGCUAUGAAAGUCACACAAAUAAAAGCCAUGAUAGAAAAAUCUAUAAAAGGGUUUUUUAUAAAAUAGAUUUUUAUGUUUCUAUAUGGUUUUUAUUUGCGUUUUAUAUUGAGCACUCGUGCUUAUUGUAAUAAUUAUAAUGGCCACUGGGGUCCACACGUGUGAAAAUCAAAAGUAUAUUUUCUGUAACUUAGUAGUACUUUUUAAGAAGAUGGUUUUGGAAAUUUUAAUGUAAGGGCUAUAUGGAAAGUUUUGCAAACGUUUUGGAAAUUCAAACGGACGAAGCUGUACGAAUCCUAUUUUGAAGUAAUAAACUCAUUAUUUUCUAGCAAAGGAAAUUUGGAGGAUAUGCAGGAUGCUGGAAGCCUUCAUGAAUUUCUCAUAACUCUACAUGAAGAAUAUGGUUCAUUAGUAAGCUUUUGGUGGGGAACACAACUUGUCGUCUCAUUAGCAUCACCUGAAAUGUUUGAGGAAGUCAAGGCACUCUUUGACAGGCCAAGUAUAUAAUUUGAUUUAUAAUAAUUACAAAUUAUUAUCUUUGCUUUCAUGCAUUGCCGUAGAUAUUUUCACACAAAAAUGAAAGGCAAUUUUAUUUUCAAAUACCGUGGGAAUUGUGCUCAGACAGCAUAUUUAAAGAGGUGCAAAAGGAACAAAAUCCACAGAAAAUACAGCACAGCAUAGAACUAUAUUACAUAUUAGGCAUAAUGCAACACAUGUAUUGGGAGGAGUUAUUGAAUCAAUUAGAUUGUCGUUGCCGUUUAGAACAUAUGAAAAGUAUGGUGACUGAACUGAGGCCCGGUCCAAUCCACUUACUCUCAUCGAGAUUCUUCCUGGCACGCUGGAGUCUUUGGUCUUUAGUUUGAAAAGAGACCAAAACCUCUUGGAGUUAUUAUAUGGAGAUCUUCAUCCAAGGUUUCAAAGAAGUGCAUGAGCGCUGUACUCCGAGAUUAAUUCUACUUUAGCACGUACAGUUGUUCCCUAAAUUUAUUCCUUAAAGUGUCAGUCGGAAAUGAUUUCAUUUUUUGUCGCACAGUUUCCUUUUUCUGAAUUGCAUGAAUUAUUUCACCAUUAAUCCAAGGGGGACUAUUAAUGUUUUUGAUUGUUUUAGUAGGAAUGUUCUCAUGCAGCAGCAUUAAGAAAGAGCUCUUUCCAUUUCAUCCAUCCUUCUUGGACAUUAACUUCCGACUCAAUUACAGUACACAAUUCAAGUGCUUCCAGUGUAGCCCUCAGUCCAUCAAAGUUCCCUCUCCUAUAGUCAAAAACUCUACGUUUAAGCUUGGGAGCUGCUUUGACUGAUGUUUUCAGAUUAAAAAUAAUUUGUAGAGUGGUGAGUUAUUAGUCUACCGAUACGUUGUCGACUUGACUAUAGGAACAUUGAUAACAACAAGAUCAAGUACAUGAUUUUCUCGUGUCAGACAUAUAUUCAGCUGCAUUAUAGGUGGUAAUCAUUCAAUUGCUCAGUGAAUUGCACUUCAUUUUCACCUUGCAUCAGCACCUGUUGUUAGUUCCAGAGAUUUCCAUUUUAACAUUUCCGCACAUACAGUAAGCAUAUUCGAAUAUCGAGAACAAGACUUGGUGAGAAAUAGAUUUAACUUUUCCAUCUGUUGGCUGUUUGUAUUCUGUUGAGACUUGCAGCAACAGCGUACUAGAUAUUUGAUUAUUGGCAUUAUUGACACUCCCCUGAAGGGGCAUUCAGUGACAAAAAUUACAUUACAAUUUAUUACUACUACAUUUAGUCCUAAUUAAUUUUCCUGAAACACGUUACUAGCAAACAAGGACAAUUUCGCAAAAACUGCGACAGGGACAACAACAACAACAACAACAACAACAACAACAACAACAACAACAACAACAACAAUGACGAUAACACAACAAUAGUUACAUCGACAACGCUUAUUGAUUAACUACUGAAAAACAAGUAUUUAAGAAUUGCUGGAAAAGUUUAUGUCUUAGUUUUAACUUAAAGUUUGAAAUGGAAUUGCAGGACUUAAGUCAGGGCUAAUGUUGUUCCAAAGAGUGACAGUUCGAUAGUGGAUAUCUUUGUCCAGUAGCUGUUUUGUACAGUGGGACGUCCAGAUUUCGUACAUUUCUUGUCUCACGAGAGCUCACUUCACCUCUGGUUAUGAACUGGGACGACAAGUAGAUGGGGGCACAAUUGUUCAUGCAUUUGAAGGCCAGUAGAGCAUCACGAUAGUAGAGUUGCAAUUUCACGGGAAGCCACUGUAUUUCUUUUAGAAUCGGAGUGAUGUGGUCGAACUUUCUUGUAUUCGUCACUACUCGUGCUGCGAAAUUUUGGACUCCUUGAAGACGGGAUAGGUUACUGCAGGAAGUGUUUGACUAAAGUGAAGAACAAUAGUAGAGCUUGCUGAAAACCGAAGUGUUGAUUACAGUUACUAACAGAUUUUUAUUGAAGGCGUGUUUAGCUCGAUUUAUCUGACCUAUAUGAUCCGACAGAGACUUGACUUGCAGGACGAGACGGUGGAAAGGAUAUGAUUGUCGAAGGAGAGGAUUGGGUCAAACGUAACUCCCAGAUCUUUGACUGUUGCAGCAGGUGUUAGUUCUUUACCGAGUAGCGAGAGUCUAAAUUCAGGUAGCCUUGCAAGCAUUUGACGACUUCCAUAGACCAUCAAUUUGGUCUUGCCUGGAUUGAGCAAGAGCAGGUUGUCGAAACACCAAUUUCGAAUUCUAAUUAAGUCUUCAUUCAGAUCAGCCAGAGCAGCAUUGGAGUCAUUGAUAUGGAAGGACAGAAGGAGUUUAGUGUCAACAUACGAUUCAGAGGAACACGUUUUAUUGGCAACCGGUAGAUCAUUGAGAUAAAUACUGAACAGCAACGGGCCGAGAAUACUUCCUUGUGGGACACCACUAACCACUGGCAAUUUCUCAGAUAGAGUAGAAUUUAUGCGUACUGCUUGAUAUCGUUCGCUCACACGCAUGAAGAUGAAACGCCAACAUCCUCCGGCGCGAGAUUUACAGUAGCCCCUUGGAAGAAUUUCAGAACUUUCAAUAUCAUCCCUCAACCAUGUUUCACUUGCCCAGACAAGAUCUGCUUUCUCAGAAUAUAGAUUUCUGUUUUCUCAAAGAUCUUGAAAGUUAGUCAAGUGACAUGUUUGCUUUCCCUCUUUCAGUCUUUCUUGUGAACACUCGACAAAAUACGAGCGUUAACAACCAGACAUUUUGUUAAGAAUUUUCCAUCGUCCUUUUGUCGCUGAGGUUAUUGAUUAGGAGUUGGACCAGGGUUGAUAGCAAUGUCACAUUGCACCUAUAGGAAAAGAUGUAACCCAUUAUUCUUGAUAUUUAACGGUAUGCCAUAACUGUGAUAAUAUACUUGAGCGGAAGGUUAUAUUUUCGAAGAUAUUGUCACGCAUUGACGUCCAUAGCAAACACAGUCUGUCGGUUAUUAUAACUGGAAGUUCCACGUCAAGCUCAACGUCCCAAUUCCCGAGCUUUUCAGUAUUCAACUUUCAGAGACUGAAGUUGUUGGAGUUCUGCCCGUUGGGCGUUCACCUUCUAAUCUAUAAUUUUGUGUCCGAUAAAGCUAAUAAAAUAAAAUUAAAAUAAAUCCGUAAUUUUCGAUUGUGGCACAAUCGGUCAAUCACCACAGUUUAUAAAAUCUGUGACAGACGGACCACAGGCAAAACUAUACAGUCAUAAUCCGACCCUUAGUUUUUAAGGUGUGUGAUAUACAGUACUACAGAACUGUACAUGCCUUGCACAUAUAUCAUGGCCAGGUCUAUAUUUCAGACCAUAUGAAUAAUACGAAGCAAUUAAAGUGGUGAUGUAAUUACCUUCCACUGGGCACAUAAUUUCAGUUGCAGUUUGCGACAUAAAUAUUCAAUGAAAGUAAUGUGUGAGUAAUAUUUGUUAUCAAAGAAACUCAUUUUAUUAUAGAACUUCUCUUCGAAGCCUUUUCUGAUUUAAUUGGUCACAAGAGUAUACAGUAUGCAAAUGGUGCAGAAGGUCGCAAGAGACGCCAUCUGAUGGAUGAAGGAUUUAGUCAUACAGCUGUUGCUUAUUAUUAUGAUGAUUUUGUCAAGGUUUGGUUCAGUAAAAUUUGGUGUUUGUGUAAAUUAAUGAUGUCAAAGUAAAGCAUUUAUAUUAGCUCCAUUUACUCCAGUGCAGGUACAUUAAAAAAUCAACAUUGAAAGACAAUGUUGAGGAAACAGCACCCUCGUUCCACGAUUUUUCACAUGUUUGAUACUGUACAUCAAAUAAACUAAACUUGUUUACAAGACAUACAGCGCACAAAACGCUACAAGCCCGCGUUCUGUGCAAUAUUAAUUUAAAAAAGCUUUUCUCGCAACUGAUAUGUUUUUCCAAUGGUGCAGGAAGGAAUGUGAAGCGGCGGGGGCAGCCUUUUCAAAAGGGCACUUGCUUCAUCAUUUUUCUGGGCGGCAAUAUUUGUUAAAAAUUUACUGUAUGGAUACUUGAUUACUUGUGGCUAUUAUGGGUCGACACACUUAGACAUUAAUUUUGAACAAUUUUAUUCGUUGCACCAUACUAAGGGCGCAAAAUAUAAUCAGUAAACGGAUGUAUAUUGCCUGAUUUAGCAUUAAUUUUACUACAACUGGUUAAAAAUUAAGCAAAGAUUGCUUAAAAAUAGUUAUAAAUUCCAAUUCCUGUGAAUAACGCACGAAUUUCGAAGUGCAGUUCUGGUAAAAAGGGUCACCUGUUGCCCCCGUGCUGCCCCAGCACUGUUUGGGCAACGGGUGCAGUUGCCCCCUCUGCCCCCGUGGCUCCGGCGCCCCUGCCGGUUUUUCCUGUAAAUGCCAGACCUUGUGUUUUAGUAGACUGCGAGCAGUCCCUCCUUAGAAGGAAAGGAGGGACUGCAGACAACACAUCAAGAAACGAAAUACGCCCACUUUUCGCAAUCGCCCCUUAGCUUCAGUAUAAUUAUUUUGGCGCUGUGAACAGGUAACUAUUUAUAGCGCGUAUCGUAUUGUUUUAAAAGUAAAAAAUCAAGAUUACAUGCAAGGAAACGACGACGCUUAUGUUUUACAAGCAAAAAUACAUAGUAUUACAUUAAAUUGCAUAUAUUCGCUCGAAAUAAAAUACUAAACGCUUUCAGACAGUAUGAAUAAUAAUCCUACGAAUUUAAUUAAUAUGACAUAAUUUGACGGUUGACUUUCAAAUUUGAAAAACAAUACAUUUAAUUAAGUUUAUUUUAGCAUGACAAAAUUACUGGAUGCUGAUUGGUUGAAAGGAGUACAAUUAUUUCAUUAAUUGUACUGCAGUACAAUUAAUGAUUUUCCCAAAACAAACAAAAUGGCGGAAAGGUGUUUUAAACACAAAUGCGAAAUGAAAUUGCCCUAGAAGGACUAGACGAAAAUACGAACAAAAACACGAAAUUUUGCUUUAACAAAAGAACUAAAUGAAAAUACGAACAAAAGCACCAAAUUUUGGCUGAAAGUCUGGCAGGACUGGGCUUUGGCGAGAGAAUAUGAUGUUGACAUUGAGAAGUAUCCAAUUUUGUAAUCAUGCGAUGUUGCUCGUACAAUUAGGGGUUAAUAGUACUCGUGAUGUUUGGAAAUAUGCCAAAUUGGACUCGCCCCGGCGGCUCGUCCAAUAAUUUUGGCAACAUUUCCAAACAUCACUCGUACUAUUAAUCCCUAAUUGUACUCGCCAUCGCAUGAUUAAUACCUAUACUAAUUGACUUUUUCAAAAUUCAAUAAAAGAUCUGACAAUCGACUAUGUCAAGCAAUCAGAAUUUUGCGUUGUGUGGACAACGCGUAUUUCGUUUCUUGAUGUGUUGUCUGCAGUCCCUCCUUUCCUUCUAAGGAGGGACUGCUCGCAGUCUAUGUAUUGGCGGAUUUACUGGAGGGGGGAGGUUAACCCCCCUAGAAUCUCUCUAACCCCUCUUAUAAAGUGUUCAACCUCACCAAAAUUUCACUUCACCCCUCCUAUUUUGUGUGAAAGUCUUUAACCCUAACGCCUAACCCAUGUCGAAGCUCCCCCACUAGACAUUUUUCUUCCCCUCCUUUGAAAAAAAUGAAAACCCGCCCAUGAGUCUAUGUUUUGGAUACACUGCCCAGCCAACACACAGUCUCUUGUGUUCUUCAGGCAAGCACAACAUAUGUAUUAUAACCUCGCAUCUUCAGUUUUUCUUUACUUUCUUGACAAUAUUCUAUACAAACGUUUCAGUGACUGGGCUGACCGGUUGACUAACUAAUUCUGGACUGGUCAACUAACAACUCUGACAGACGAACUGCACAUACGUGUAGUACAUAAUUUAUCAAGGGAACUAAACAAUGGGUGGUUAGUGUGUACAGAGCUUACCGCAGCCAGGAUGUUUUCAUCCGCGUUUGUAUGUGUGUGUGUCAGCACGAUAACUUGACAAAAUAUCAAACAUAAUACAAAAUUUAAAAUGUGGGACAAUGUCCAAGGACAAAUUAAUUAAAUUUUAAUUAAAUUUGGAUGCGAAACUAGGAAAAGUUUGUCUUGCUUUGCCGAGCAGAGUAAACAGAAUGCGUAAUUAGCUUAUUGUAUAAUUUAUACAUAACUUAAUUCGCUUGCGGAAGUAUGCAGUGUUCGAGUGCCAUCUAAGUGAUUUUUCUGUGCAGGUAGCGAAUGAACUUUGUGACAAGUGGGCAUCUCAACCUUCAGACCAACAUAUUCCUCUUUCACAACACAUGCUUGCACUAAGUAUGAAAGCUGUUGCUCUUGCUGCCUUGGGGAGCGGAAUGAAGGAUGAGAAACAACUUCUUCAAAUGUCCAAGGCUUAUCAUGUUGUAAGUAGAUCUAUAUAUUAAAGGCAUAAAUUAUGUUUAACCGUUUGGGUUGGACAUCGGCAGCGGUGUAGAUACAAGAGAGGUUUAGAUUUGACUUCUACUGCUGCUGCUGCGUUUCACUGGCUUAGCACUCUUCUGAUUGAUUAAUGGUCCCUUAGUGGUCAUUAGUUAACCACUCGUGGUCACCAAGCGUGCCUUUCAAUCUGAGAGACCUGGGUUCAAUCUUUUGUCGGUCCUCUACUCCUGGUCUUCUUCAGGAGAAAGUGCUACCUUAGUUGAUAAUGACAUCAGUAAAUGGUUAGACUUUCGCGUCUUUUCGAAUAAGGACGUUAAGAUCGUAGGUACCUCGGAUCUCUUACUAAAUGGGCAAUAAUAGCCUGUUGGGAAAUCCGCUCACGAAUGAGUGAGAAACUCAACAAACUGGUAGUGGAAGUCAAGUCUGAACCUCUCUACAGUAGAUAAAAGGCAUAUAAAUCUGCUACGAUUUGCUUUAAAUUUGCUUGCAAUUACUUUGCAUGCUUUUAAGUAUUUGCAUACUUGACAGUGCUGGAAAGAGGAAGAAAAUGUACUAAAAGGAAAUUUGCCUGAAGAAGGAGAUGGUCGCAAGGAAAACUUUGUCAAAAGUGAGUGAGAAAGUUGUUUUGCCUGUACAAGUUGCUAAAUCUCAAGUAAAUUUUAGAAUGGCAAACGAGAUCCCUACAUCCUUCAAAUAUCUCUUAUUUAGUUUGUACUAGCCAAGAAUUAAAUACAAAUGACCAAAAUGCCAUCUAAACAGCACAAAAAACCCAGCGACAACAACACUGGCAACAACGACGACAGCAGCCACAGCAAUGACAACAACGACAAAAACGACAACAACUACGAUAACAACAACGACGACAGGAGCAACAACUGCAGCAACAACAACAGCAACAACCUCGUACCCAGGGUCUUUCCUCUUGGGGAGCAAAGACCCUGGUAGACGCUGGUCACGUGAUCUGCUAAAAUCUAGCAGAUUUCUAAUUAACUUUAUAAAAUAACAUGUACAUAACGCGUAUUCUGAUUGGUCGAAAGCCGUGUUUGGAUCAGGCCAUCCAAACACGGAAGACUAUCGUGUUGUUGUUAUUUUAUAAAACAAUUACUUUAUGGUUUCCAUGUUUGGAUGGAAUGAUCCAAACACUUGGGAAUGUUGCUCGAGUUAAGAAAAGCGGGCAAAAUCACUCGCCUUCGGCUCGUGUUUCGCUCGCUUUUCUUAACCCUCGCAACAUUCCCGCGUGUUUGGAUCAGGCCAUCCAAACACGGAAACCAUAAAGUAAUUGUAUAAUCUUGGUUUUCUUUACGACAAUCAUACAAAAUGCAAAUUAUAAAUUAAACUAUCAAAACAAUCCAAAUAUCAAAUGUUUAUUGACCUGAUCUUGGAUUGCUAAUUAAAAAUCUGCUAGAUUUUAGCAGAUCACGUGACCAGCGUCUACCAGGGUCUUUGCUCCCCAAGAGGAAAGUCCCUGGGUACGAGGUUGCAACAGCAACAGAAACAACAGCAACAACAACAGCAACAACAGAAACGACAACAGCAACGACGACAACGACGAACAACAAACAAUCAAACAACAUUUAAAAUAAAGAAAUAAGAAACGUGAAUUGACAGCGUAACCCGUAGGCUGACGAGUACUUGCCAAUUUAAUAUCAGCCGAUGAAUGACAAAUAAAAAAUUAAUAAAAAAGUAAUAAAAAACGAACAACUCCCAUAUACAUAUACAUACAUAUAUAUAUAUAUAUAUAUAUAUAUAUAUAUAUAUAUAUAUAUAUAUUUAUGUUGAAAUAUUAAUACAUAUAUUUAGAUCGGGAUUAUUUACGGGGUGUCGUGAAAGAUGUAAUUCGUGGAAGACGAGGACAGAAAGAUAAAGAAGAUCGCAUCUUUCUUGAUUCCAUCAUGGAUGCCGACUUUAUUGAUGAGGAAGAGGUCGGCAUAUUUCUGUACCUUGAUACUUUAUCGUUCAAGUAACCUUCAUUAAAGUAUCCAUUAAUAUAAUUUACUAAAUUAUUUUUACUCUUCUUGUUUCUAGCUGGUACAUCAGUCGAUAACAUAUCUUAUUGGAGGCUUCCAUACAACUGGGAACAGUAAGUACCGGUAGUAAUUUAUUAUAAUUUAUUUAAUAUAUCGAGUAAAAUGUAGCAUCAGGAAUAAGCAAUAUUACUGGAAAUUAAGAAAGAUGAUUUCAUGCAAAGACGCCCGUCGCGUUCUUAUAAUCUCCCUUUUUCCUGAUAACAUACAUUAUCUUCUCCAACUUCUUACUACCAGGAAGUAAUGACAGUGCUGCUAUCUGAGACAAGACAGCAUCUUGAGUUGUUUCUUUUUAGCCUUGGCGUGGUGUUUAUAUUUUCUGGCGACACACGAGGAAGUCCAAGAAAAAUUGUACCAAGAAUUUGUUGAUGUUUUGGGAGACGAAACUAUUACAGCGCAGAUUUUACCACAAUUGAAGUAAGUAACAAGUUUAAUAUUUUCUAUAUCGGUGGGUCAUGCACAAAAUUGCUACAAAAUUCACAAACUUCCUUUAAAAAUUAUUUUAAAUUCACAAUUGAAGAGAAAAUGUCGCGAUGAAAGCCUCAGUCUCAAAAUCUCAAGAAUUUUGGUUGUGAUUUGAAAAUCACAAGUCAAGUACCGGGUACGCGUGCGGUAAACCAACAAUCAGAG
Molecule: messenger RNA, 12820 nt
Organism: Paramuricea clavata
Lineage: Eukaryota; Metazoa; Cnidaria; Anthozoa; Malacalcyonacea; Plexauridae
Source: the annotation of a GenBank genome assembly